Messenger RNA from Puntigrus tetrazona (Sumatra barb), 2225 nucleotides. RefSeq names its product GTPase IMAP family member 4-like. The transcript is spliced from 3 exons. Gene Ontology annotation, molecular function: GTP binding. The coding region runs from base 198 to 1793 and encodes 531 amino acids. NCBI's taxonomy places the organism in Eukaryota, Metazoa, Chordata, Actinopteri, Cypriniformes, Cyprinidae. The record is from RefSeq and is a predicted model, not a curated record.
UGAAUAAUAGACAGCACCUGGUUUGUGCUGAAGUUGCAGAGUGUGUGAAGCUGAAUCUGGUUGUGUGUGGGAGCGAUGGGAGAUUAAAAUCCUCCGUAUCAGAGCAGAUCCUGCAGCAGACAGAGAAGGAGCUUCAUGAUCAUCAGAUCAGUCUGGUGGAGCUCCCAGCUCUCAGUCAGCUCUCCGAGGAGGAAGUGAUGCGCCAGGCUCUCCACUGCGUGUCUCUCUGUGAUCCUGGAGUUCAUGUUUUCCUCCUCAUUAUUCCUGAUGCUCCACUCAGCAUUGAAGACAAAGCAGAAAUGGAGGAGAUGCGGAAGAUCUUCAGCUCAAACCUCAGCGAACACAUCAUGGUCCUCAGAAUCAAAGAGAAGUUGACAAGUCAAAUGAAUACAGCUCCUUCUUCAUCUGCUGAGAUGAUUGCAAGUCGAUGUUUUGUUUUGGAGAGCAGCUCACAGAUUCCAGAUCUACUUCAGGAUGUGGAGAACAUGGUGAAAAUGACAGAUGGAAGAUGCUACACGACCUUCAUGUGCCUUCAGGAUCGACUAGAACUGGAGAGAAACAAACACAGAGUCGAAAUAGAGGACCUGCGAGGAUCUGUGAUGAAAACAACAGGUAAAAGUGUAACACACAACGAUGAUCUGAGGAUUGUGCUGCUGGGAAAGACGGGUGUAGGGAAAAGUGCAUCAGGAAAUACUAUACUGAGAAGAGUAGCCUUUAAAUCAACAAUGAAAUCAAGCUCAGUGACCAGAGAUUGUCAGAAGGAAAUUACAGAGUUCACCAAAAGACAGAUAACAGUGAUCGAUACCCCAGGCCUGUUUGAUACUGGGGUUGAUAACGUUGAGACCAGGAAGGAGAUUGUGAAGUGUGUCUCUAUGGCAGCUCCUGGUCCACAUGUGUUUCUGCUGGUGAUUCAACUGGGACGAAUUACUAAAGAGGAGAAAGAUGCAGUGCAGAUGAUCCAGGAGAUGUUUGGAGAGAAAUCCAAAAUGUACACCAUUGUGCUCUUCACCAGAGGAGAUGAUCUUAAAGGAAAAACAAUUCAAGAAUUUAUUGAAGAUGAUGAUUUUUCAAAGAAUCUCGUCCAGCAGUUUGGCAAGAGACACCACGUGUUCAAUAAUAACGAGACUGAAAACCGAAAACAGGUUUCUGAUCUGCUGGAUAAGAUUGACUGUAUGGUGGCAGUGAAUGGAGGGAGUUUCUACACCAAUGAGAUGUUCGAGAAGGUGGAGAAGAACAUCAUAGAGGAACAAGACAGAAUCAUGAAAGAGAAAGAAGAAGAGAUCAAGAGAAUAGAAGAAGAGCUGAGAGCCAAAUAUGAAUCGGAAAUUGAACAAAUUAAGAAAGAAAACGAGCGAGAAAGACAGGAGAUGCAGAAUGAACUGAUAAAAAGAGAAGAGGAGUUUAAAAAGAGAGAAGAGGAGAUCAAGAAAGACACAGAUGAUAAUGUGAGAAAAGAGAUGCAGAGAAAACUGGAGGAGCAAAAGAAACUAAUUGAGGAGCAGAAUAAAAGAAAAAAAAUCUUAGAAGAGGAACAACAGAACUUCAUAAACUACCUGAUAGAAAAGCAUGAGAAAGAAAAGCUAAAGCUCCAGAAGAGAAUUAAAAGAAAAACAAGAAAACAAGCAGAACAUGAAUAUCGUGAAAAUCUUGAGAAAGAAUUGGCUAAAGCUUUAGAUGUAGCUGAAAAAGAAGUACCACAUACUACAAAACGAGCCCGUUACUGUAAUCAGUUUGAUCCUGAUGAUGAAGGAUCUGGUAACGUUCAGCACUUUGUGAAUUGGAUUAUGAGAUGAUGUUCUGAAUGGCGCAUUUAAAAUUCAGUCUAUGUGUACUUUGAUGAUUUUUUUUUUUCAUCUCUGUAAAGAAAUACUUCAUUAACUUUUGUUUUGUUUUUGCUCAUCAUGUCUUUGCAGAUAUCUAUGGAAUCUAUGGUUUCUGCCAUUUAUGAGUUUUUAUCUCACAAUUCUGACUUUUUCUUGAAUUUCUGACUUUUUGUGAUGUAAACUUGCAAGUGUAAAUGUUUGCAAGUAAAAAAUAUAAAAAGACUGAAAAGAAUGAAAGUUAAAAAGUCACAAUUUACCUAUUUAUUUUUUAUUCAGUAGUUUAAUAUUCAGGAGUUAAUAUUGUGAAUGGUUUUGUGUCAUUUCAUACAUUUUUUAAAACUCUAUCUAUCUAUCUUAAAGCAAGUUUACUUUUAACUGUGAAUAAACACAUUGAUCAAUCAA